AGCUGCGUCAUUUCCUGUGAAAACAUGGCCGCGCACUGACAAAUGUCACAUUACUUCGUGUGCUGAAAACAAACAGGUACUAACGUCUGGUUUAUAACCUGUCCAGCGAAUCAAAAAAAGAGGCGACGCCUGGGGAGAUUUAGCUUUACAUCGUUCAACAUCCUCCGAGGAUAAUCCAGCGAACAUCAUGGUCCAUUUAUCAUCACACCUCCUAAAGAAGUACCACAAGGGUUACGUUGUCAUCCGAAUGGCCCUUGCAGGCCACAAACAAGCUAACAGGCCCUUUUAUCGCAUCGUGGCAGCUUUCAACAAAAGGGCAAGAGACAGUAAAUAUAUUGAGCAGCUGGGUACCUACGACCCUCUCCCUAACAUCCACAAUGAGAAACUUGUCAGCGUCAACUUCGACCGAAUCAAGUAUUGGAUCGGCUGUGGUGCACACCCUACAAUGCCAGUGGCCAAACUUCUAGGGUUGGCAGGAUUCUUCCCUCUGCACCCCAUGAUGAUAACGGAGGCAGAGCGUCGUAGGGCCCAGGCACAGCCAACAGAAACAACAGCAGGAACAGAGCAAGGUCUGGAGGAGGAACAGAAGCAGGCUGAAGUGUGAGAAUUAAAGCUGGGGACUGUGUGUGACUCAAGAAUAAAAGGAUGUCACGGUUAUUUGGGAAGAGAACUGAACGAUUUGUUUCCUGACUUGCUGGGUGAGGUGCACGUAUCAACUUCAGAUAGGGCACGUUGUAGCCCUGAUCAUCUCAGUGGUCUCUGAACAGAUUAUAUUACAACUGAUGCCUCACAAAAUUCACUGGCUUCGUGUUUUUGAGUGCAGACUGCCAUAACAGGCAGCUGUUUGUAUUUUCUGUUUUAUGUGACUUAAUUAAAGUGAAAUUUGAAUACUGUU
Molecule: messenger RNA, 895 nt
Organism: Lates calcarifer (barramundi perch)
Lineage: Eukaryota; Metazoa; Chordata; Actinopteri; Centropomidae
Gene: mrps16
Product: mitochondrial ribosomal protein S16
Exons: 4
Coding region: 188-604 (138 amino acids)
Biological process (GO): mitochondrial translation
Cellular component (GO): mitochondrial small ribosomal subunit; ribosome
Molecular function (GO): structural constituent of ribosome
Source: RefSeq, a predicted model, not a curated record